AUGGAUUUCAACGCGUCCCAGGAGAUAUUUGUGCUACAUGGACUUAAUGUGACGCAAGAAAACAGACAUAUCUACUUCACAUUUACUCUCAUUCUAUACCUCUUCACCAUUUUUGUGAAUUUGACACUAAUAUUUACCAUUUGUCUGGAGAAAAUGUUGCACAACCCUAUGUACUUUUUCCUCUGUAAUCUAUGUAUUAAUGGCAUCUAUGGAGCUUCAGCUUUUUACCCAAAGAUACUUUAUGACCUUAUAUUUGACUCUCAUGUGAUAACGUACAUUGGGUGCAUGACACAGGUAUUUGUUAUCUAUUCCUAUGUUUUCUGUGAUUUCAUUAACUUAACAGUGAUGGCAUAUGACAGAUAUGUUGCCAUCUGUAAGCCAUUACUCUACCACACAAUCAUGACUAUUCAAAAAGUGAGGACACUGAUUCUUCUAACAUGGCUUUUCUCUUGGCUGGAAAUAACCAUAGCAGUGGUUCUAACAGCUAGGUUACCUCUCUGUGGCGUUGACAUAGAUAAACUCUACUGCUCAAACUGGGCAGUUGUUAAGCUCUCAUGCAGUGACACCGCACUGAACAACCUGUACGGUUUCAUUCUCAUAUUUUUUCACCUCUGUCAAAUGACACUCAUCCUGAUUUCUUAUGUGAACAUCAUCAAAGUGUCUUUGCGUUCUUGGGUGGAGAGAAGGAAGUCCCUGCAAACCUGUCUGCCUCAUCUGAUUGCCCUGAUUAACUUUACUGUAUCUAUCGUCUUUGAUUUGAUGUACGCUCGCUACGGCAGCGACACCAGCCUGCUGGCCCUGAGGAAUAUCAUGUCAGUGGAGUACCUGGUUGUACCUCCUCUAGUAAACCCUAUAAUAUAUGGGAUGAAACUCACACCGAUUCGGAACAGAGUUGGACAGAUGUUCAACCGUAAAGAUUGUGUCCUAAGCUAA
Esox lucius (northern pike) is the source of this 933-nucleotide messenger RNA. Its product is annotated as olfactory receptor 142-like. Gene Ontology annotation, cellular component: membrane. The transcript has a single exon. Gene Ontology annotation, biological process: G protein-coupled receptor signaling pathway. The record is from RefSeq and is a predicted model, not a curated record. NCBI's taxonomy places the organism in Eukaryota, Metazoa, Chordata, Actinopteri, Esociformes, Esocidae. Gene Ontology annotation, molecular function: G protein-coupled receptor activity; olfactory receptor activity. Bases 1 to 933 code for a protein of 310 amino acids.